AAGACCUUCAGUCUGAGAGAAAUACCCACCAAUCUACGGAGUACACCAUAGCCUAUUUCUUUCAAAUCCACCGGCAGUCCUUUAUUUAGCUUUUCGUCUGUCAAGCAAGCGUGGUCUUGACUCUUAGGAAUUUCCUACUCGGUCGUGGGUCGCUGCAAGCUAGAUACCGGCCCACCGCAGCCACACCAAUAGCAUCCCGAUAUCCUCAAGCCACGGACCAGCUAUCAGCAGCCCAAUGAUCCGUUCUAGCCCUAAAGGAGACUUCCUUUUUCAGCCCCUCGUAAAGCACCCCGCUCUCGUCAGCCGCAGCACAGGCUUGAAGCGUACGUGCCCAUGCAUUGGUUCGUUGUGACUUGGGGUUCAGUGCGAAUCGGUACAAGCGAUGCUGACAGCCGGAGAGGAUGGAUCAGAUGUCCCGAAUCUGACAGGAAUCAUAGCCUGAUUCCCUAAAGAUUGUCACAUGAGGCCAGACCCCACCGUCCAUUCGUUUCUUGAUGAGGUUUCGGCCCAAAGUUGCGCGAUUCCUAUAAAUCCAGGUGUCCCACCAUAAGCCGGUAUCAUCAUUUCUCCCAUUGUAGUUCUCUCUGGAUCAUGCCUUCGUGGAGGUAGCGACCGUCUGUUUCCCUCGACGCAUAGCAACAAUGACGGUUCCAAAGAACCAGAUCCCCGCCAUCUACGAGCGGGCCAUUCAGAAGUACCAGGAGAUCACCGACGAGCCGUUCGACGUGCAAUUCCUGGUGAAAAUUCAGAAUGUCGAGGAUCUCACCAAAGAGAUAGACGCCAGGAACAACAGCUUCCGUGAAUUCCGCGAGAAGAGGGGCGCAAUCUUCGAUGUUCUUAACGCCGCCAUGAUCCCGGUGCAGCUGUUUGGCGAUUUGGCCGCGGGUGGUGCCUCCAUGGUCUUCCCACCGAGUAGCCUUGUCUUUGGGGCCGUCACCUACUUGAUGGGGGCUGCGAAGGGCGUGUCUGCGUCCUACGAUGCGAUCCAGGAUUUGAUGGGUACAUUGAAGGACUUCACUAUCCGGCUGAAGGCGUAUAGCCAGGAGUCCAUAUCCGACGAUUUAAGCAAUAAGCUCAGCGACAUUCUCGUCACACUGGUCGAGAUUCUUGCCCUGUCGACCAAAACCAUUCGCCGAGGCCGGCUGCUCAAGUUCACGCGCAAUAUCCUGCUCGGCAGCAACGAUGCGAUUCAGGGGGCGAUGGGUAAGCUGGACAAACUAACGAGAGUCGAGGCACAUUUAGUUGGGGCAGAGACGCUGACCGAGUCAAAACGGACUGGCCGGGUGGUGGACGGCAUGUCGGCCACGGUCACCUCGACCCAUACCACCGUGAUCGAAACGGGCAUGACGGUGAACCAAGUGAAUCUACGGGUGAAUGAGGUGCAGGAGAUGCUAGGCACUUUGCUGGUGUCGGUGAAGGAGAACAAGCAAGACAACAGUGAGGAUCGUGAAAAGGCAUUGCAGGAACAUGUCAACAAGAUCCUCCGGCCAUCCAAGACGGAUUCUGCUCAGGACUGGUAUGAUAAGAUCAACAAGGCCCGUAUCCCGGGCACCGGGGAUUGGGUUCGAGAUGAACGUAUCUUCAAUGAGUGGCGUGCCCAGGAUAUUCCGGUUAUGUUUAUAUCGGGGAAUCCGGGUGCUGGAAAGUCCUACAUCGUGGCGAAUAUGAUCAGCCUGCUUCUCGAGUUGCAUCCUCAGGGGGUUCAAAACACGUCACUGACUUCGGUGGGAUUUUUCUUUUUCAAGGACGACAAUCCGGGUACGAGAUCAUUUCACCAGGCCUUGCGCGACCUCGCGUUGCAAAUCAGCAAAAAUGACCCCGUGUAUCUGAAACACCUCGCCGCUAUUGAAAAUUACGAGGCGAUCAGCACCCUCGAAAGCGCAUGGCGACUCCUCUUUGUUGACUACUUCGUGAAAACCCCCAACGCCGACAGCAAUGUGUAUAUACUGUUCGAUGGCGUGGAUGAAGCAUUUGACGACGAGCGGCGGACUUUCCUGCGUCUGGCAAAAGACCUCUACGAUUCUACCCAGCCGUCACACCUGCAGCUGGCUGUUAUUGGCCGACCUCACAUCAGUGACCAGUUGCUGGAAGGUCUCGAGGUGGAGGUCCCGACCAUUUAUGUCACGACGCAGAAGAACUCGAAAGAUAUCAACCAGUACAUCCAUGCGAGCAUCAAGAAGUCUGUGGUUCUGAGAAGAGUGUCAGCGAAGCUACGUCAGGAGAUCGUGGAAAAGCUAUCGGCCAGAGCGGAGGGGAUGUUUCUCUGGGUGAACCUCAUGCUCCAAGAGCUCGUCAAGAAACGGAACGAGUCCAGUAUUCGGAAGGCGUUGGACCAAGCACCCAAGGGUCUGAAAGAAAUGCUCCGCCAUGUUCUCCUCAGCUUCUCGACGAGCUCUAAUGAAGAGGAGCUUGAGUUUCUCAAUGAGAUCCUGCUAUGGGUCACCUGUUCAAGGCAACCCUUAACGCUGGCCGAGGUAGAGUCCAUCCUCAAGCUGAAGUCACCCGAAGGGGACGGUAUGAUCUAUCCCGAAGGCGCCCUGCGGCGCCAAUUUGCCUCCUUCUUCAGCCUGGACCGCGAGGAUGGGCUCACCACGGCGGAAUUGCAGAUGAUGUCCACGAACCGGACCAAUUUCGAUGACUCGGAGGAUGAAGGGGAAGAGAGAGAUGGUGAUCAGGAGGCUUUUGAGGAUGUCGAGAACUUUACGGAUUUUGACUCUCACAAAGAAACAACCACAGUCACCUUCUGCCACGCAUCCAUUGGCGAUUUCUUCCGUGAUCCGACAGAAGGGAAGGUGUCCGAUGAGGAAAGCCAUGUCCCUGUGGGUGUCCAUUACCUGAACGCGAAGGCGCACGUGCUGAAGACCUUCUUGCGAAUCUUUACCGAUAAGGAGUUCGCGACAAAAGCCGACGAUGCUGAGCAUAUGCUCCGUCAUGCCGCCGAAAAUUGGGUUCACCAUCUCCUGACCACGCGCGCUUCGGACUGCUCGCUGGAGGAUAGACGCGAUAUUGCCAAGAUGCUGCUGGUGGCGCUGAGAUCUGAAGACGUGAUCGCGGGCUGGAUUGGCUAUCGGGGCUGGGUCUCCACGGAGGCCAAUACUCGAGCGGUCCGCCAGUGGUGGGACGAUGAGGACGUGUUGGAGUCAUUAACGCCGGAAGAGCAAGAGUUCAUCUCUUCGACCGAGGCGGAUCCCAUCACAACAUUCCAGCCGGUCGUCAUGUUAUGCACGAAGAAAUGGGUCGCGGACGAUAUGUGGUUGGCUGCUCCUGUGGCUGCUGUCGCGUGGAGCUACCAGAGUCUCAUGAAGGGCAAAGAGGUGAACUUCCUCGAAAGGUUUGACCCGACGCCGGACGAGAUCAUUGAAGCUGCUGGGUUUGGCGAUUUUGAAAAGAAUGCCCUUUGGCAUCGCCGAUGCGCCAUGGUCCUGCGCCAAUUGCAGUAUUUCGACCAGGCGUUGGAGUACUUCUCGAAAGCAGUUGAGCUCGACCCUGACAUGUGGCUGAGCAAAGCGGGCAUGGCGAUCGUAUAUUCCAUGAAACAGGAAUGGCAGAAGGCUGUCGACCUUGAUGAGGAAAUCAUGCGGACCUUGUCAGCCCAAAUUGAAUCUGAUCCAGAGAAUUUGCAACUCAAAGGAAGUAUUCACACCUGUCUAGAACGCCUGGGCAACUCCUAUCAGAAGCUCGGGGAUUUGGACAAGCGGUUUGAGGCGUAUAAGAGGGCACAGGCGCUAACACCCUACUGCGACACAUGUAUCAAUGUGCUUCUGGAACAUUAUGGUACCACUCACAACCAUGAAGCCACCAUUGACCUGCUCCAGCAGUUAGCCGACACACCGGUUCCGGACGAAGAUAUUUCACGGUUGACACAGUCGCUGUGGGACAACCCGGAAGAAGACACGCGUUACUUCGUGCUCGCUGCCGAUGCGGCAUUGGCUACCGACAACCUCAGUUUCAUGGUGGAGGCAUGGCGCACUGCAGCCCGCGCAGCUCGGAAGGCGUCUAAGACGGUCACCGCCGCCCAGCUCGACAUGUCCCUGGCUCGGAUCUACAGCGAAUUCCUCCAUGAUCAGGCCAAGGCUGUCAAGCGCUGGGAGAGGAUCAUGAACACGUAUGCAUCGUCAAAGGACGAAACCGUGAUUGGCUUUGCGAAGCUGAAGGCCUCCGUCGCAUUGGCCAAACAGUUUCUCUGUGACGCUGUCGAGGCCGGAGUCGGAACGGCGCAAGCGGAAGAAGCGGGAGCAAAGCUCGAGAAGCUUGGAAGACAUGUGAAGCUCAAUGAUGAGUCGGCGCUGUGGACGGUCUCCAGCAUGCGCGCGAUUUGCUUAGGCAUCUACUACCGCUUGAGCGGGCGUGACGCGGACGCUCGGGCUCUCUUCAAGCCAUCCAUCCAACGGGGAAUUGCGAUUCUCUCUGAUGAUGAUCCUGAGAACGACGUGUUAGGGUUUCUUGACCUCCUCAACGCCCUGGUGGCGGCAGGCGAUGUCAAAAACGUGACGGCCGUUGCCUAUCAUGAGGUCCUGGGAAAAUACCAGGUCGGUGAUCCACAGGAAGCAAUGGACAAUGACAGUCCUGGCGAUGAGGACGCCUUCUGGCUCACCUGUGACGGCCCAUGUCGCAAAGAGCUUCCUUCGCUGGACGAUUAUUAUCAGUGUCCCAUCUGUCUCGACACCGGAUUCUGUCCACCCUGCGUCCAACAGCUUGCGGAGGGGACCAUGGGCAUCCGAAUCUGCAAUCCGAAACAUAUCAAGGAUUUUAUCUAUGUUCCCCCGCGACCUCGGAAUGUCCCCGCGGGGAAGAUGCUGGUGGAUGGGGAGGAGGUCGACUUUGAGGUAUGGAAACAGCAGCUGAGAAAGGAGUGGGGGGUUUAAUCCUUCUGUGGUUGCAAGACUGCAAGUAUAUAGUUGCCGAAACGCAUUUAAUUUCUCCGAGAUGAUACAGAGCUGAAUACAUAAAAUCGGUUCAAAUAUCCAUCCGCAUCAGCGUUCCUACCCAUGGCGCCGUAUUGGCUCUUGGCAGACUAAAGUCCCCGACCACCUG
This is a messenger RNA of Aspergillus pseudonomiae, 5034 nucleotides long. Its product is annotated as NACHT and TPR domain protein. Gene Ontology annotation, molecular function: protein binding. The coding region runs from base 642 to 4865 and encodes 1407 amino acids. Lineage: Eukaryota; Fungi; Ascomycota; Eurotiomycetes; Eurotiales; Aspergillaceae. The record is from RefSeq and is a predicted model, not a curated record. The transcript has 2 exons.